AUGACACUGGGGGACCGGUGGUCCCUCUGCAGGAUGCCACCCCUGGACGCUAACCAGCAUGCUUGGAGCUACCUUGGUGUGCUAGACUCCACUGCUCAGUAUAGACAUUUUCCCGAUGGGCUGGAGUUUGGGGGCGGGGGUUUAGACAACUUUCCCAGAGCUGGACAGAGGCUGUCCCUGGUUGCCAUUAGCCGGCCCCGUUCUCAUCACUCCCUCCACGCUGGUGUGCGGUGGUAUCGUGCUGCGCUGCCUUCCGUGAGUGAUGGGUCUCUGGCCGGCCUGGCGGUGCACGCUCGCAGGGCGCUGGCUGGCUGUAACUCACAUGUCUCCUGUGGAUCGUUCUUUUCCAGGUCUAUCACCAGAGCUUACUACAGGAACUCGGUUGGAGGACUCCUCCUCUUUGACAUUACAAACCGCAGGUCCUUCCAGAACGUCCACGAGUGGCUAGAAGAGACAAAGGUGCACGUCCAGCCGUAUCAGAUCGUCUUUGUUUUGGUAGGUCACAAGUGCGACCUUGACACACAGCGGCAAGUCACCAGGCACGAGGCUGAGAAACUGGCUGCUGCAUAUGGUAUGAAGUACAUUGAGACCUCAGCUCGGGAUGCCAUUAAUGUGGAGAAGGCCUUCACUGAUCUGACUCGAGAUAUAUAUGAGCUUGUUAAAAGGGGGGACAUUUCAAUCCAGGAGGGAUGGGAAGGGGUAAAGAGUGGGUUUGUCCCAAACGUAGUGCACUCUUCGGAAGAAGUGGUGAAAUCAGAUAGGCGAUGCUUGUGCUGAUCUCUUCUAGUGAGAAAAGUGGUGAUGAACUCUACUAACCACCUGUACUCUAUUAAGUGAACUCAGUGUGACAGAAGGGAGAGUAACCCUCCCAUUGUGAACAGCCUCCCACGUUGUUUCGGACACCAAGAGAACAGAUCCAGGAAAGACAUGUUCUGUUCUAAAUAACCUUUCAGAAUUGGGAGUGACAAACCUAACUGAGAAUGAGUGAGGGUGCAUGUGUAUGUUGUCAGGAGAUAGGAAGCAGAAAGGAGGGGGAGCAACAGAGAGAGCAUGAACACAAGGAGAUCUGAAUGAGAUGGCGCAUGCCAGGGAACUGUAUGUCCUCUUUUAAGUAAAGCUGUAGCUCCAUGCUGUCUCUUGAGGCCACAGUAUGGAUCGUUUAAUAGUAUGACACACUGGCAGAAAGAGAAAGAAAGAGAACAUCUUGGUUUGUGGCAGCUGUUUAUUACCAGGAAGAUAUAACAGCAGCA
This is a messenger RNA of Struthio camelus australis, 1250 nucleotides long. The record is from RefSeq and is a predicted model, not a curated record. NCBI's taxonomy places the organism in Eukaryota, Metazoa, Chordata, Aves, Struthioniformes, Struthionidae.